This is a messenger RNA of Spizellomyces punctatus DAOM BR117, 976 nucleotides long. Its product is annotated as proteasome core particle subunit alpha 7. The record is from RefSeq and is a predicted model, not a curated record. The transcript has 8 exons. Gene Ontology annotation, biological process: ubiquitin-dependent protein catabolic process. The coding region runs from base 117 to 875 and encodes 252 amino acids. NCBI's taxonomy places the organism in Eukaryota, Fungi, Chytridiomycota, Chytridiomycetes, Spizellomycetales, Spizellomycetaceae. Gene Ontology annotation, cellular component: proteasome core complex; nucleus; proteasome core complex, alpha-subunit complex.
ACAGCAUGAAGCGCACUCUGCUGCCACGCGUCUACCCAUCACAUCCAGCAGCGACUGAAGCAUCGACAGUCGUGCGAAGUAUUCCAUUUUUGAAUACACUGUACAUUAAUUGAGUCAUGACAUCCAUUGGGACAGGAUACGAUCUCUCCGCAUCGACGUACUCACCCGACGGCCGGAUUUUCCAAGUCGAAUAUGCUGGCAAAGCUGUGGAGAACAGUGGCACCUGCAUUGGUAUCCGUUGUAAAGAUGGGGUAGUACUGGCGGUAGAGAAGCUUAUCCAGUCGAAGCUACUUGUGCCUGGGGCGAACAAACGCAUUCAAACAGCCGACACUCACAUAGGAAUUGCAACUGCGGGAUUUUUAGCGGAUGCACGACACCUUGUGAAUCGGGCGAGAGAAGAGGCGCAGAGUUAUCGAGACAUCUACAGAUCACCGAUUCCCGGAAAGAUGAUUGCGGACCGGUUGGGACAGUAUGUGCAAGCAUACACAUUAUACUCUAGUGUGCGACCUUUUGGUAUUAGUACCAUUGUUGCUACGGUGGACAAAGACGGCCCUGUGAUGUACAAUAUCGAACCUUCAGGAGUAUACUAUGGCUUUUAUGGGUGCGCAAUAGGAAAGGGUCGUCAGGUCGCGAAAACGGAAAUUGAAAAGCUGAAACUCACCGAGUUGAGCUGCCGCGAGGCAGUGAAGGAAGCCGCCCGAAUUAUCUACACUGUUCAUGACGACGUAAAAGACAAGGACUUUGAAUUGGAACUCAGCUGGGUUUGCGAGGAGUCAAAAGGGAGGCAUGAGUUUGUACCGAAAGAGAUUGCGGCUGAGGCAGAGAGGGCGGCAAAAGCUUCCUUGCAGGAUGAGGAUAUGGAUGAGGAUAUAUAGGUGAUGUAAAUGUUUGCUGGGGCCGUUAGCUGUGUAGAAAAUUUCAAUCCAAUCGGUUUGAGCAAUACUCGUGAAUGUCUGGAAGAGAAUGCAACCUUGAG